AUGUGGAGAAGCACGACCGGCCUCCCCGGCGUCGCUCGGUGCCUGUUUAAACCUAUUGCCAUGUUCGUAUCCACGUCGCUGAAGCGCGGCUCAACGCUGCGUAUCCCUGCAGUUUCUGCCUUGCGUGUGCAUGCGGCUAUGCCUCUGGCAUCUCGUGCUGCUCUACACACGAGUGUGCCUCGAAAGGAGGAGGCCAAGACAUGUCUGUACAACUUCCAUGUAAACCAUGGGGCGAAGAUGGUGCCGUUUGGCGGCUUUGCGAUGCCCCUCACGUACGACGGCAUGGGCCAGGUGGCUUCUCACAAGCAUGUGCGUGAGCACGCCGGUCUCUUUGAUGUAGGCCACAUGGUGCAGCACAUGUUCGAGGGCCACACGGCCCUUCAGUUCUUGCAGCACAUUACUCCUUCUUCGCUGGAGUCGCUGCCGCCAUUCUCAUCGACGCUCUCCGUAUUCCUCUCUAAGGAUGGAGGUAUCCUCGACGAUCUGAUCAUCACAAAGCAUUCGGACACCGACUUUUACGUGGUGACCAAUGCCGGUCGCCGUCACGAAGACUUGGCCUUCCUCCGCGAGCAGCUCGACGAGUGGAACCGACGCAACGGCGAUGAGGGCGAGGUCACCCACCAAGUGCUAGAGGGCCGUGGCCUCCUUGCCCUCCAGGGCCCCUCGUCUGCCCGUGUCAUGCAGAAGCAUCUGCCGCACGACUUCGAUCUGUCGAAGCUGACGUUCGGCCAGAGCGCCCUGGUGCCUAUUCGCCUUAGCGGCCAAAACAACGCGGAUUCGGUUAUGUGCCAUCUGGCUCGCGGUGGCUACACAGGUGAGGAUGGUUUUGAGAUCUCGAUCCCUCGCGAGGCUACCGAGGAAAUCGCCCGCGCGCUGCUUGACGACAGUGAGGUGGAGCUCGCCGGUCUCGCGGCGCGCGACAGUCUGCGCCUUGAGGCUGGUAUGUGCUUGUAUGGCCAUGACCUUGAUGAGAGCGUCAGUCCCAUUGAGGGCGCUCUGGCCUGGACGGUCGGUAAGGACCGUCGCGAGACAGGCGACUUCCUCGGCGCCGAGCGUGUGCUGAAAGAGCUCAAGGAGGGUCCGCCUCGCCGCCGCAUCGGCCUGCUGGUGUCGCCAGGAUCCCCUGCUCGUGAGGGUACCAAGGUGUUUGCCGAGGACGGCACGACGGAAAUUGGCCGUGUCACAUCGGGCAUCCCGUCUCCAACUUUGGGCCAGAACAUUGCGAUGGCCCUCGUGAAGAAUGGCUACCACAAGAAGGAUACUAAAUUGCUCGUUGAAGUGCGCAACAAGAUGCGCGAAGCCACGGUGGCCCGUAUGCCAUUCGUGCCGAACAAAUUCUACCGCGGAUAG
Molecule: messenger RNA, 1350 nt
Organism: Malassezia sympodialis ATCC 42132
Lineage: Eukaryota; Fungi; Basidiomycota; Malasseziomycetes; Malasseziales; Malasseziaceae
Gene: GCV1
Product: glycine decarboxylase subunit T
Biological process (GO): glycine catabolic process
Cellular component (GO): glycine cleavage complex; mitochondrion
Molecular function (GO): aminomethyltransferase activity; protein binding
Source: RefSeq, a predicted model, not a curated record